UAAUAAUUACAAUUAUGAUCCCCAUGGGAAGAAGCAGAGGAGAAUAAACACCAGGCGAGAUCCGAUCUCCACUUUCCCCUCCCCUCGAUUUGCUGAUCCCUACUUCGAUUCCCAGCCCCAGCUCGUCGAUCGGGAUCUUCGGGGUCGCGUUCUGGGCACUGGAGAAAAGGAUUAGCUAGGCGCUAGCUCCAGAUGGUUUAGCUGCUGAUCUACUCGAGGAGAGGAAUAUAAAUAUAGUUGGCUAUGGGAGCUAGCAUCUCUAAAUCACGGCCCUGUUGCUGUCGCUCGCAGUUCAAGGGGACUGUUCUUGAAGCUCCGGAUGUAGAGGGUGAGGAGAAAGGUGAGGCGUAUGAUCUGCCGCAUUUCCGGGAGUUUUCUUUCGAACAGCUGAGAUUGGCUACAUCUGGUUUUGCCGUUGAAAACAUUGUCUCGGAGCAUGGCGAGAAGGCACCGAACGUUAUUUACAAGGGGAAGUUGGAUGCACAGAGGAGGAUUGCGGUGAAGAGAUUUAACAGAUCAGCUUGGCCUGAUCCGAGCCAAUUCUCGGAAGAAGCAAGAGCUGUUGGCCAGCUUCGAAACCACAGAUUGGCAAAUUUGCUUGGCUUCUGUUAUGAAGGCAAUGAGAGGCUUCUUGUGGCAGAAUAUAUGCCCAAUGAAACGCUUGCAAAGCACCUUUUCCACUGGGAAUCACAACCAAUGAAGUGGGCUAUGCGACUAAGAGUGGUUCUCUACUUGGCUGAGGCCUUAGAAUAUUGCACCAGUAAGGGCCGUGCACUCUAUCAUGAUCUUAAUGCCUACAGAGUUUUAUUUGACGAAAGCUGUAAUCCGAGACUAUCAUGUUUUGGCCUGAUGAAGAACAGCCGAGAUGGCAAGAGUUAUAGUACUAAUUUAGCAUUUACACCUCCAGAAUAUUUGAGAACUGGAAGGGUUACACCAGAAAGUGUCAUAUAUAGCUUUGGAACUUUGCUCCUUGAUGUUCUAAGUGGAAAGCACAUCCCUCCUAGCCAUGCCCUUGACUUGAUACGAGGUCGCGAUUUCAAUAUGUUGACAGACUUUUGUUUGGAAGGGCAAUUCUCUGAUGAAGAUGGGACUGAAUUUGUACGCUUGGCUUCAAGGUGCCUACAAUAUGAACAACGUGAACGCCCCAAUGUGAAGUCAAUAAUACAUGCGUUGACUCCACUCCAGAAGGAAACUGAAGUUCCCUCUUAUGUUUUGAUGGACAUCCCUUGUGGUGGUGCAUCCUCAAUAGAGUCGCUUUCACUUUCUCCCCUGGGCGAAGCUUGUUCCAGAAUGGAUUUGACUGCAAUUCAUGAAAUAAUGGAAGCAGUUGGAUACAAAGAUGACGAAGGGACCGCCAAUGAGUUGUCAUUUCAAAUGUGGACCAAUCAAAUGCAAGAAACACUCAACUCGAAAAAGAAGGGUGAUACCGCUUUUCGGCACAAGGAUUUUAAUACAGCGAUUGAGUGCUAUACACAGUUUAUUGAUGUCGGGACGAUGGUUUCACCAACAGUUUUUGCACGCCGUUGCUUAUCAUAUCUGAUGAAUGAAAUGCCCCAGGAAGCUCUUAACGAUGCAACGCAGGCACUAGUUAUAUCACCUAUAUGGCCAAGUGCUUUGUAUCUUCAGGCUGCUGCCCUUUUGACUCUUGGGAUGGAGAAAGAAGCUCGAGAAGCACUCAGAGAUGGUUCUUUGCUGGAAGCGAAAGGAAAUGGGGCGCAUUAAAGUCGACUAAAUAUCCACAAACAUCAAAUCCCCUAAGAAUACAGAUCAAUGCCCCAUGAAAAUGGACUGUAUCUUUUAAAGACACUAUUUCGAAUGUCAAGAGGUUUUGCCAUUAUUAUCAGUAGGCAUGAUUCUUUGAUGGCCCCAGUGUUCCAGAGUUGCCCCACAUUCUUACGAUUGAGGUUUAGGCUGGACCAUAUUUAGUGAUUUUUGAGUUGUUUUUUUUAAAAAUCUUUUUGAAGUUAAGUCAUAACCCUUCCAAUUUCUAUUGUAAUUAUUUAUAUAUGGGGAAUCAACCCGAAAGCUUUGUGGAAGACAGAAUGGGUUAAGUUUGUUGCUUCCCCUAUGUGAAUGUCCAACUAAAUGUUUUAAUUAUUGUGUGGCUUUGCUGUCUUUUCUAC
Molecule: messenger RNA, 2123 nt
Organism: Zingiber officinale
Lineage: Eukaryota; Viridiplantae; Streptophyta; Magnoliopsida; Zingiberales; Zingiberaceae
Product: probable serine/threonine-protein kinase BSK3
Exons: 11
Coding region: 244-1722 (492 amino acids)
Biological process (GO): protein phosphorylation; brassinosteroid mediated signaling pathway
Molecular function (GO): protein binding; protein kinase activity; ATP binding
Source: RefSeq, a predicted model, not a curated record